UUAAAAUGUAGUAAUAUCAAAAAACCUUUAUAGGAAAACCUAUAGAUCGAAAUCUGAUUGUUAGAUCAACUCUUAAAUUACCAUAAAUAAGGUAAGAUCUUUCAAAUCAUUAGAGUAUUGGAACAAUGAACAUCCCAAAUAGGUCAUCAGAACAUAUUCGUAAUUCACGCUUACAUACUAAAACUAAAACCAGAGACACUAUUAAAGCAGUUGUUAAAGAACGUCCUCAUUUUAAAUAAUUACCAUCAGAUAGAACUAUGCCUACAUUACCAUCUUUAAACUCUCCAAGAUCUGAAGAUGAAGGUGAAUCAACUCAUAAAAGUUUGUUUUCUUUUAGAAGAAAUAUUAUUGAUACUAUAUCAUUACGUCAAUCUCGAAGGACUAGUGUUGAGAAAGAUAAAUUCAAAGAAGAAAAAAAAGAAGAAAAAAAUGAAGAAGAAAAACAAGAUGUUAAAGUAUUAUUAUAUAGAGAAGAAGAAAUUGAAAAAUCUUAAGAUUAAUAAAAUAUUAAUCACUAACAACUAUAAUCAUCUAAUAUUUAUAGUGAUCUCAAUUAAAAUCAAAACAAGUUAGAUUUAGUUAUUGAAGAACCUAAUGAAGAAAUAAGACCAAAAAAAGAAUCUUAAUCAAUCAGACCAAAAAAUGAAAGUGUCUCAUCAUAAUUCACCUAACCAACUGAUGAAAUAUAUUCAAUAUGGGAUAACGUUGAUUUGUAUUUAAGAGGAAUUCAAUUCGAUGAAUUCGAAUAAUAAGCCUAAUUACAAUCAUUUUUGUAACUUUACAAAAUGAGAAGUGGAGGAUUCCCUGUAAGUUACUCAUGAUUAAAUAAGGGCUAAAGAGAAAACUUGUCAAAUGAAGAAGUUAUCAGAAGAGCUGCUGAAUAUGCUAAAGGCAAUCGCCAAGUAUUUAAGAAAUAUUUCCCCACUAAACAAGUUGUAUUUGAAAAUGACGAAGAUUAUACAUAAUCAUAUAAUGUUAACAGUGACGCUAACUUUUAAAAAUUCUAAAAGUAUAUUCAAAAAUAUAAUCAAUAAGGAGAACAAUCAUGA
Paramecium sonneborni is the source of this 1049-nucleotide messenger RNA. The record is from the annotation of a GenBank genome assembly. NCBI's taxonomy places the organism in Eukaryota, Ciliophora, Oligohymenophorea, Peniculida, Parameciidae.